UGUGCGGUUAAUCGAUCGUUGCAUUUUUCCUCUGUUAAACUCUUUGAAAAGAAUCGCAUAGUCACUGAGAAUCCAUGGAUUCUUCUUCCACGAAACAUUUUCUCGUCGUCUAGGGUUUUGCUUUGCAUCGUAGAAUCACUGUCUUCAACAUUUGUAGCUUUUAUCUCUUUUCUUGGAGAUCACGCACUGAUUCUUGGUACAGUUUUCGAUUUAACCUUCUCUAGACUCAUUCACGAUCUCGUGGGAAGGGUGUUCGUGAUAGAACUCGAGGGACCCGCCUAUACAUGCAUAGAGUGCCACACACACAUCGGAGUCCCCAGUGAUAUCAUCUCUAAAGAGAUCGAGGAAGUUUUUGACAUCCAUGACAAUGACAUCAUAUAUGACUUCAGUAGACUCUUCAAUACGUUUCUGGCUGAAAACACGUUCUAUUCUGCUUUGCAAAGUAUCUUUUGUGUCGGUUGUGCUAAUAUCAUUGGCAUUUAUAACAUAAGCCAAGUUGAUGAGGGUGGUCCGACUACUUACUGGGCUAUGAGGAAGAGACUCCAUGGACCAGAAGGAAGCGAUGAUGAGGUUUAGGAGUUGGUAUGUGUUCACAAAAAGACAAUUUGAAGUAGAAAGUAUAUGUUUUUGAAUUUCAUAUUACUUUGUAUAG
Brassica oleracea var. oleracea is the source of this 652-nucleotide messenger RNA. Its product is annotated as protein yippee-like. The transcript has 5 exons. NCBI's taxonomy places the organism in Eukaryota, Viridiplantae, Streptophyta, Magnoliopsida, Brassicales, Brassicaceae. The record is from RefSeq and is a predicted model, not a curated record. The annotation marks the transcript as partial.